AUGAAGGAAGAGCUCGCCAUACAUGAGGACCUGUGCACAGAUCUAGAGAUGUUCGACAUGGCGACCAGGUGUGCGAGAGCCAAGGAAGGCCGCCUCUCCCUCCUGGAGCUUCCGGAGGUGGACCCAGAAGCUUCAGGUACAUGUCAUGAAACAUGCAAGCAUCUCAACACGCUGGGCGCCAAGGCCGUGCUGGCCUUCUCGACCAUGGUGCCGCUCUCGGAGAUCGCCUUCGCCGUCCUGCUCCUCCCCUACCUUCUCCUGGCCACGCUCGCCUUCCCGCAGCGCCCCGGGAAGCCCAACCCGUCCUUGCCCGUCUUCCUCGGCCUCGCGCGCCUCCUCCUCGCCGCGCACACCGUGGGCGGGUUCCUCGUUGGUGCCGCACUCCCGGCGCUCUACGUACUUGACGGCCUCCGGUCCGGGGACACCACGGGGAUCGCCGCCGCAGCCCCGCAUGCGUUCCUGCUCUCCGCGCAAGUCUUCAUUGAGGGGCUCACCACCGCGGUCCCGUGGCGGUUCUCGCUCCCCGUCAGGGCUACCGUACCGGUCAUGUACAGCGCGCGCAGGAUGUUCGUGGCAGGGGAGUGGCUCCGGCAGGAGAUGGAGGGGGUGACUGCGGCGACGGGAAGGGAAGGGGCGGAGCGGCAGGAGGCUGGGCGGGUCGAGGAGUUCCCCUGUGGCGGCGGCGGCAGCGUAGGAAACCUAGUGCAUGCGAGGGUAAUCGAGGAGAAGAGCUGCUCGCACGAUUGUUUAGAGAGUUUUUUCUCUCUGGAGGGUGAGAAUCGGUGGAACCGGAGUGAGGGGUGGAAGGUGGGGGAUGAAAAAAACCAGCGAAAAUAA
Molecule: messenger RNA, 837 nt
Organism: Aegilops tauschii subsp. strangulata
Lineage: Eukaryota; Viridiplantae; Streptophyta; Magnoliopsida; Poales; Poaceae
Source: RefSeq, a predicted model, not a curated record